Talaromyces stipitatus ATCC 10500 is the source of this 3882-nucleotide messenger RNA. Its product is annotated as nuclear migration protein, putative. Gene Ontology annotation, cellular component: cell cortex; mitochondrion. Gene Ontology annotation, molecular function: phospholipid binding; tubulin binding. Lineage: Eukaryota; Fungi; Ascomycota; Eurotiomycetes; Eurotiales; Trichocomaceae. Gene Ontology annotation, biological process: microtubule cytoskeleton organization; maintenance of protein location in cell cortex; establishment of mitochondrion localization. The coding region runs from base 1 to 3882 and encodes 1293 amino acids. The transcript is spliced from 2 exons. The record is from RefSeq and is a predicted model, not a curated record.
AUGGAUGGCACGAUGCCUUCGCCGCCGCCGGUGCCUUUCCGGGCACCGUCGAGGGCAACAUCUCACCAUCGAAGAAACUCGUCCAUGGGCGACAUUUCCUCGUCCCCGUUUGAACCCUUCUCUCCAGUCGUUGAUGAUCUCGACGUGGGCUCCGACAAUGUGGAGGAAGAACCCUUUUCAGCAUUCGAUCCGCGCCGGUUCACUCCGACACUUCAUGCAAAUCUAGUAUCCGAGAUUCUGUCCCUGAGGAGAGAGCUUGAGGGUAAGAACAAGGAAAUUGCGAAAUUGGAAACGAGUCUUGAUGAGUCCCAGAAUGAGAAUGAGAUGAUGAAUGAGAAUAUAACCAAGGUCACCAAGGAGAACCGCUCCCUGAAAAAGCAGAUGCAGCUACUCGAAGGAGGUACUUUGUCAGCAAUCACCGAGAUAGCCAAGGAGCGGGAUGACGCCGUCGAAAAUAUUACAGAUGUCCGGAAACGACUGGAACAAGCCCAGAAGAAACUCAAGUCCAAGGAAGAAGAAGUGGACAGAUCCCAAUCGCUUUGGGAACGAGAUAGGGAGAAUUGGGAUACAGAAAGGAGAAAUUGGGAACGAAAGGUGCACGUCGUGGAGAACAGACUCAAGACCAUUCUGAACGAAGUCGCUGCGGCACAGGCUGCAGGUAAUUUCCAGAAAUUGAAUGACCCUGAUGAAGACACUACGAAGGAUAAUAGUACGACACUAGAUAGUGCUAGCGUUCGAUCGAGCAGCGCUUUUGAUAGACGCCGAACGAGUGCAAGUAGCGCUAGCACUUAUGAUGGGGAGCCCUUGAACAGUGGUCGAUUCUCUUCGAUGAGUUUCGCCAACGCGAACGGAGUUAAGGGAGAGGGGUUCAACUUGGCGGAUGAACUCGCGCUGGAUGAAGACGAGGAGGAUUAUAUGGAUCUCAUAGAAGAGAUCCCGGGGAUGCGCCCUCUUUCGGUGGCGUCACAGUCUUCCCUGAACGCGGCUCUCAAGGCCCGGAAGAUCCUAGGCUUGUCUAUGGAUGAAAGUGUGACUAUGGGCAUGAAAGAGUUGAUCAAUUUAGAUGGCUCUGCACCUACGACCAACGAGCCAGAAGUCAAACGAGAGUAUCGCGAUAUUGGCACCCAAUAUACACCACCCGCGUCCCCUCAGCUACCUCCAAGUGAUCUUGCAGCUGUCGAAGAUCCAAACUCAAAGUCUGAAAUCAUCGAGACUGUGGUUCCUGAAAUGAAGGAUAUUGCCGUCGAGACAUUUUCCGCUGAGAUGUUAUCCACGUCGUGCCAGACCGAUGAUGUUAUAAUUUCUAUACCGGCUUCUGAGCCUGACGUUGAUGCAGAAGUAUCUGCAGAACCCGCCAAGAUACCCACUGUUUCUGUUUGCACACAAACUGAUAUGAUAUUCGAGGAAGAUGAAUCGAAGAGAAGCUUGAAAGUGGAAAAUCAGCAACCGUCACCUCAAACCACUCCAACAGUGCCAACGAUUGCUAUUAUUCCUCCCGGAUCCGAGCCAGCAACACCACGCACCAGCCUCGUUUUGCCUCCCCACACAAAAAGCAUUGCAUGCCAAACAGAGUAUGAGCAGUCAUAUGAUAUGCGAUCUGUCGGUAUGCAAACGGAGGCAAUCCAAGUCGAUCAGCGGCCAGUCAAGCUACCCGCAAGCCUCCUCCCGUCAGCAAUCUUUGACAAAACGGAUAAGGUCGACUCGGAAUCUAUAUCACUACCAUUCAUGUCACCUCCUCCACGGUCUCCCCGCCGACCACUUAAUAAAACGUUCGACUCCAAAGACAAGGACAAGAAAGCCAAAAACUUGCCAGACCUUGUUCAAGCUUAUCCAGGAAACAACGACAAUGGACCCUUGGCAGAAGAUGAUACAUCUGAUAUACGCAGACCUUUGCGGUCAAGCAGUCUCUUUGCUGGAUUCGACGACACGAAUGAUGAUGAAUCACUGGAAGUUCCCGCCGAACUUCCUGAUGUCUUUAGCGACGAUGAAAUAUUUAAUCGCCCAAUGGCUUCCUAUACACUGCGUUCUGGUAGGAUGGUCAACCGGUCGCGCUUAAGUAGUGAUACCCUCCGGGAAGAGGAUGAAUUCGAUAUUGAUUUGCCUUCCAAUCUGCACACCGGAGACAGUCUGGGACGAAAGACACUUAGUUCAAAGAGCUCAACUGGAUCGAAGCAAUCUGACAUACGUCGAUCGGCAUUGAUUACCAGCGGUGCUGUUGCACACCAAAGAAACCGACCUCGUAGCCCAAGCGACCCCAGCAUCGACAGUGCAUCUACCGGUGCUGCACGACCUCCGUUCCCCGUACCAGUCCGACUUAGCUCAAGGAAUGUGCAAACGACGCGCAGCGAAAGUAACCAGAGCCCCACGCCUUACAGUGAUGGGAACAGUUCUACAGGACGGAGAUCGCGACGUAUUACGAGACAGCCUACACUUCGCAAAGUCAGGUCAGCAACUGCCAUGCAGAAAAACCAGCAAGAGCGCGCUGGCAGUCGCUCGCCUCCUCCUAUGUCUGCUUCAGGGAUGUCGAACUCUUCUUAUGCUCCGGAUAGUCCUCAGUUGCCACCUCUUCCACCUAUGCCCACAGAUGAGCCUGUCAUCUACCGCCCGAAGAGGACCGCACGCAGAAUUCCAUCUAGUCGUCCUGGUUCAAUUCGGUCCCAGGCUCAGUCGUACAGUGUCGAAGAGCCUUCCUCGGAUCACGUUCAGUCUACUAACGUUGUCGACGCCAUAGCGCAGACCAUGGUUGGCGAAUGGAUGUUCAAGUACGUUCGUCGACGCAAGUCAUUCGGCAUGUCCGAUAAUAAAGACACGAUUGAUCCAACAAAGAGCACAGAAGAGGUUUCCGCAAGUAUCACAAGCACUGGAGUUCGACAUAAGAGGUGGGUGUGGUUAGCUCCUUACGAGCGCGCUGUAAUGUGGAGCAGUAAGCAACCGACCAGCGGUCCUGCGCUUCUGGGCAAGAAUGGACGAAAGCUUAUUAUUCAAUCUGUGCUUGACGUCAAAGAUGAUACACCAUUGCCGAAAGGUUCAAAUGUCCAAGCUCCUUUCAACCGAUCAAUCCUUAUUCUUACUCCUCAGCGUGCCCUGAAAUUCACGGCAAUGUCAUUAGAUCGCCAUUAUGUAUGGUUAACGGCACUGUCGUUUUUGAGUCAUACUUCUAUUGGUAUGGGUGAACUGCCCUCUAUACCACCACCGAUUCCGCAGGAAGAGUACGCUGCUCGACCACCAACAGCCAGUCUACGUCGUAACCCUAUUCGAGAUUCGAUCAGAGUCGCGAAGGGGAAACCUCGCCCGCAACCUAGCAAACGAUCUUUUACGGAUAAUUCACAUAAUUCUGAAUAUACCGGUACCGGUUUUGACCUUGAACCGAUCAUGGAUGCAGCAGAUCCUCCCACAGUUCCUAGAUACGCAGGUCAUACACGGAAGCGCAGCAAUACUGCACCCAAGGCUCCAUUGUCGGCUCCCUUGACAUCUGCAUUCCGCAGCUUCUCUAGCCACGCCACCUUACCAUCUAAUUAUAGCGCCAUUACAGCGGCCUCAUCUGAUAUCUACGCAUCGUCAUCUAUCGGCGCCCCUUCCGGGUUGAUGAGCGGAAGGAGCAGCGUCAGUCGUCGUACAUCUGAAGCCAGUGGACCAACAUCCAGUAUUGUGAACGGAGGCUUCUUUGAUCCUAUGGGAACGGUGCGGAUGGAAGCAUUCAUCGAACGUGUGGACAAUCCUCGAUCCCGAGUCACGAACCAUAUGAGCCACAGUCAGCGCAAUCGAGCAUAUCGCAAACGCGAUAAUGUUCAGUGGAAUACGGGAAAUGACUUUGACUUGCCCCGCUCUGAAGAUGGAAGUGAAAUCUACUAUCGGAAUGAUGAAUUAUUCCGAGGAUUUUGA